Penicillium lagena is the source of this 1482-nucleotide messenger RNA. RefSeq lists its product as uncharacterized. The record is from RefSeq and is a predicted model, not a curated record. The transcript has 3 exons. Lineage: Eukaryota; Fungi; Ascomycota; Eurotiomycetes; Eurotiales; Aspergillaceae. The coding region runs from base 1 to 1482 and encodes 493 amino acids.
AUGUUGCCCUCCCUUGCAUUUAUAGCACUGUUUGUCCUGCCUGCGGUGCAGGGCUUGCCCUCCAAACCAUCAAGUGGCAGCAAAGACUGUGGCCCAGUAUCCCAAUACUACGACCAAAAGACCAGCGACUGGAACAAAUACCACACAGGCGACUGGUUAAACAUGUGGUGGAACAAGAAUAAUGCCAACAAUACAAGCAAAAACCCAGCUGGGUUCGCAGGCGAAUUUGGCCAAUGGGCAAUGGGCAACCCGGAUUGGUCAUGCCGAGACGACGGCUCUAACUCGGACUGCGAUCUGAAUCUGUGUGGCAACAAAGAGCUAAACGGCAAGGGCAAGGAGCUUCGACAAACUUACUACGUUCUCGAGUCUGUGAAUCGCCUACAUAGUUAUUUCACUGGUGUUGAACAGGCGUUUACUACGUCUGCUCUCGACGCUGCGCUUUCUAAAGAUGACUGGGCGGAGACUUUCUAUUCAGAUGACGAUGAUCAGAAUGUCAACGCCCUUAAGGAGGUACUGAGUUCUAUUGGGCCGAUUAUCGGCAUCGGAGUUGCCUUUGCUGGGUUUGCGGGAGAAAUGACUGGUGCGAUUGCUGGUGCUGCAUCGUCUAUUAUCGGUGGAGCAAUCGGUAUAGGUAACUAUCAGGUCGAACAGAACGAAGAUGACACCUUCACAAAAUCCGCAGACCUAGGCGGGAUACUCGGCCAGAUCGUCACCAAAAGUCUCGAGUCCUUCACAACAGCCAACAACCAGUUAAUGGCCGGCAAGACAUUCAAGGGCGCCGAUAUCCGCUCCUACCUCUCCGGCGGAGCCUUUGUGGCCUACGAAGGUGUUGACAAGAACGCCGUCACAGACACUAUGACUAGUAUGCUGAUUGGUGCCUCGAUCAACCAGCUUUACCGCCAACAGAAGAUCUUCGUCAUGGGCGGCGGUGCCUGCGGUGACGGCCAGGGAAUUGGGUCCGGUCCUAAGGAUGCAGUCGUAUGUCGAGACGGCAAGGCCUGGUACCUGUACUACUGGACACUAGACGAUGUCGUCUCGGUGACCUCGCACCAGUGGGGAUGGGUUACUUGGCCUCCUGGGGCGUCUCAGUUGGGUAAAAAUGAGUAUAGUGGUGUGACGAUACAAGAUAUCAUCAACUCCUCCCUGGACGCCUACAAUGUCGCCGGAUAUAGCUACACGGGCAAAACGCUGGCACAGCGCUCCAUCGACGCUGUCACCAACGCCUGGGCAAACCCAGGCCAGGAGGGCCCUGCCUGGGAAGGCAUUUUUACUGUGCCUGUGUGCGACGUUGGAUCAGCUAUUAAUUCUACCUAUUACGACAAGCAGUAUAUCCUGCAGCCCUAUAACCACGAGAGCCGGCCUGUUUGGUGCGGUCCUAUUUGCAAUGGCGACUUGCAGACAACUCAGGAGUUCAUCAAUGCUACUAAUAUGUACGGAUUCCAGAGUCCUAAGCAUUUGUGUCCUUCGGAUCCUGGGUAUUAG